UCUUCGUUGAGGUUUUCUUCUCAUGGAGAAGAUUUUUCUUUCUUUUCUAGUUCUACUGUUAAGUGGAAAUGGAGCUAACUCGGAAUCAUGCUCAAAUCAAGGAGAUAUAAGGCUCACCAAUGGAACCUAUGGUAAUGUACAGAUCUGCUAUAACAACACAUGGGGCCUCAUAUGCGAUCAUGACUGGGAUCUGAAGGAUGGGAAUGUUGUCUGUAACGAGCUCCAGUAUCAAAGAGCUCUCUCUGUAUCAUAUUCAUCUCAUUAUGGUCCUGGAAGCACUGAGGAUCACAUCUGGAUGGAUAAUGUUAACUGCAAUGGGAAUGAGAAUAGGCUUCAAGACUGUCCGUUUAAAGGAUGGGGUAUACAUGAUUGUAAUCAUGGUGAUGCUGCUGGUGUGAGAUGCAAAGGAAAUAUAACGUCUCCACAGGACUUUAAUGUUAGGAUCCAAGGUCAGUCGAACUCUGGCCGAGUGGAGGUGUAUCGUAAUAACCAGUGGACUCCUGUUUGUAUGGAAGACUGGAGCAGGUCAUUUGGUACCGUGGUAUGCCGUCAAACCAGUUUCACGGCUUAUUUCAACACUCAUCCAAGUAAUACACCAACAAGCGGGCUCCACUUGACUGGUUUAGUGUGCAGUGGAGCAGAACAAAACCUGUUAGGCUGUAAUAGGACAAAUGUAGGGUCUGUCAAUAAGGACUGUCACAAUGCAGUAAUAACUUGUGCAACUUCAUCCUCUUCAUAUCUCAUUGCUAAUGACGUGGACAUAAUUGGAGGCAAUACAAAAUGGGAUGGGAUCGUGAGAAUAUUGUAUCAGAAGACGUGGGGACCUCUCUGUGUCAAUGAUAUAUGGCCUCAAACUGCUGCUCAGGCUGUUUGCUACCAAUUGGGAUACUCAGUGGGUGUGGCAAACCUAUCUACAAGUAUUGAAGUACCAGGAGGUGGUAAUACCGUGUGGACUGCUAAUGUAUCCUGUGUGGGUUGGGAAGGAUCAAUUGGAGCUUGUAAUGGAGCACAAUGGAGUAAUGUAUCAAACGAAAACUGUAGCUCAUUUGCAUCUGUUAUAUGCUCAGAUUCACCUCAAGCUCUUAAUGUUCGUCUCAGUGGGGGGAGUCAACUAGAGGAAGGACGAGUAGAAAUAUACUUUGGUGACUCUUGGGGCACAGUCUGUGAUGAUGGGUGGAGCAUAAGCUCGGCUAAUGUAGUCUGUAGACAGUUAGGAUACAUGUAUGCGACUGAAGCUGUUGUGACAUUACCUAGGGACUCACCACAGUUUGGAGAAGGGUCUGGCAGCAUAUGGAUGAAUGAAGUACAUUGCUUUGGUAAUGAAGCUUCUCUAUCUGACUGUCCUUUUGCUGGCUGGGGUGUACACAACUGUGACCACGGUGAAGACGCUGGUGUGGUCUGUGGCAAUACAUCGACUGCAGCACCGCCAGUGCUAAUGGUUAGACUAGGGAACAGCAAUGGAACGUAUUCUGGACGAGUUGAAGUUAAGAGAGACAACGAGAGUACUUGGGGUACUGUCUGUGAUGAUGGUUGGGAUCUCAUUGACGCUGAAGUGAUUUGUCAACAGCUGUUUUCUACUAAUGCAGUUGCAGCAUAUAGUUCGGCACAUUUUGGUCCUGCGUCUGAUUCAGUUCCCAUAUUACUUGAUGAGGUGUCAUGUUCCCCUGGUAUGAUGACCCUCUCCCAGUGUGUCAGUAAUGAUUAUGGUGUACAUGAUUGUACUCAUGAGGAAGAUGCUUCUGUAUCAUGCUCCUCAGGUUGUGCAUCUCGUCUAAACCGCACUUUUUCUAGUGAUCAAUAUGAGUGGGAGGGUUUAGUGGAGGUGAAUCGUGAAGGACAAUGGAGGCCAGUCUGUGAUGAUGAUUGGGAUAAAAAUGAUGGACAUGUAGUAUGUAGACAGUUAGGAUAUCCUAGUGCACUAGCUGUACGCAUUCAACAAAAUACAGGUGGUAGUGAUUUCUCAUUGAGUAAUUUGCAAUGUAAUGGCGUUGAGGAGAGCCUUUGUCUCUGUCCAGCUAUAAGAGAAAAAAUAAAUUGUGGUCCCUAUGAAGGAGCUUUUGUUGCUUGUGCAUUUGAAAAUCCGAUCCAAGUUCGUCUUAUUGGUGAUAGAGUCCCCUGGGUUGGUCGUGUGGAAGCCAAGCUGAACAACAUACCAGGACAACUUUGUAGUCAAGGAUGGACCGAUAAUAACUACAAGACACUGUGUAGACAGUUAGGAUAUAAAGGAUUGGUGAGUAUUGUUGACGAUGGUCAAAACAGUUACACAAGGUAUAUUGGGAGAUCCGGCCCAUACUGGUUGAGGGAUCUUGCAUGCACUGAAAACAAGUCUAACCUGUUUGACUGUACAUGGAUGGACUAUAGAGUAGCAGAUUGUUCAGGAGGCUAUGGAGUUACUGUCUUCUGUGAUCCUGGUUCUGAAGCACCUUCGUUCAAUCCAAUCAAACUGGUGGGCGGAGAGUCAAUCUAUGACGGUCGACUUGAGAUCUUAUACAAAGGAGUGUGGGGUACUAUCUGCAGGGACUCUUGGUCUCGUGAGGACUCAAUCGUAGCUUGUAGGGAGCUUGGGUUUGGACCACCUCUUGGCCAUCUUGUUGAUGUUAACAGUGAUAAAGUGGGGCUGAUAUUACUGGAUGCUGUCAAUUGUUCUGGUCAAGAAACUAAACUAAGUCAGUGUCCAUCUCAAGGCUGGAACGUACACAAUUGUGACCAUGCAAAAGACAUUAGAAUUAGCUGCUCAGCUCUUAAUCAACCUGGUUUAAAAGUAUCACUGUCAAGUGCCUCCACCCCAAACAGUGGCCAACUUCUGGUUAACUAUAGCGGGAUAGUGGGUGUGGUUUGUGGAGAUGGGUGGAGUCGCUCUAGUGCUAAUGUUGCGUGUCGUCAGUUGGGAUAUGGAGGGGUGGAGUCUCAUGGUACCGAGCCCAAUACUUCGUGGACUGGUUCUGAUUCUCCCUGGUACUGGAUCCAGUCCAUAGAGUGUGAUGGGAAUGAGGACAGUCUAACUGAUUGUUCAGUAUCAGUUCUUGGCAGUUAUACUGAAUGUGCAUCAAAUAGAAUUGCUUCACUUACUUGCUCAGCUGGUGCUAGUUUGAGAUUAGUUGGUGGGCCGAGUCCUACCGAGGGUAUUCUACAGAUAUUCAUUGGGGGGUCCUGGGGUACCAUCUGUCAGAGAGGGUGGGGCAAGAAAUCAGCUGAUGUCGCCUGCCGGCUCUUAGGCUACACACGCUCUGUUGAAACUGUUAACGGCUUUAAGUAUUUGAGUCCAGAGGUUGGGUCUUUACCAAUAUGGCUUGAUGAAGUAAAAUGUAAUGGAGACGAGAGGUCGUUGUUGGAUUGUCCCCGUGGGCCAAUAGGAACACAUGCUUGUGGACAUGGUAGUGACAUUGGACUAAUCUGUACAAGUAAGUAG
Molecule: messenger RNA, 3409 nt
Organism: Amphimedon queenslandica
Lineage: Eukaryota; Metazoa; Porifera; Demospongiae; Haplosclerida; Niphatidae
Product: deleted in malignant brain tumors 1 protein-like
Exons: 14
Coding region: 23-3409 (1128 amino acids)
Cellular component (GO): membrane
Source: RefSeq, a predicted model, not a curated record